AUGGGAGCGAGCCGGGAGCAAGGCGGCGCGCAAGCGCGAGGGAAGAGCCAGACGCCGGCGAGACGAAGAAGAGAAGGCAGCAGCCACGGCGACGGCGACGGCACCGCAGCCACGACCGGCAUCAGGGCCACCAGCGGUCAUGCACUCGACCGACAUCAGGGCCACCAGCGGCCAUGCACUCAGCUGACCACCCGCGCUCUGCUGGCCUUCUCCCUCCUCCUCCACUUCCUCCUCCUCCACUUCCUCCUCCUCUCGCACGUUCCGUCCUCCUCCAGGGCUUACUGCUCCUUCUUCCCCUGGCCCCUCUUCUCCCUCUCUUCACUCGAUGCCGCCACCGCCGCCUCCUCCACUCCCGUCCACAGCACCCGAUACUGCGUUUCCGUCACCGACUCCUUCCUCGUCGAGCGCUGGUUCUCCAACACAGCAAGAAGAGCUGAGCCUGAGCGUGGAUCGAGUCCGGAGGGAGACGACAGAAGAGGAAGCGACCCCCCUGGCCAGCUCGACAAGACGCUGUUUGACGCCGUCUAUGCCAACAUGCAGAGGCUGAAGUCGAACGUAGGGCGCGACCACGACGAUGACCACGAAGAGGAGAAGAUCGACGAGCAGAGGCGAGACCACAAGAAGGAGGUGGACGGUGACGAUGAUGAAGAAGAUGAAGAUGCAGAUGCUUGGGAUGAGCAGGGUGCAAUGGAUUGGAGCGAGGAGGAGGGUGUAGGGUACGCGCGGAGCCGCGGGGAGUACAUUGUGGGCGGCGGCCCGCCACGUCGACGCAACCAACCGCGCCAGGCCGAGAACCUGUGGGGCGCACGCAUGACCGGCAGCCUCUGGGGCGAGGCCAACGAGUGGGACAGGAGUGAUCUCACCAUCGAACAAGUCCUCAAAAUGCAGGCCCACACGGAAGGGGUGGGCGAGAUGUCGAUCACGCAGCAGCUGGUGGUGGCGCUGAACAAUCAGAUGAACGAGCGGAUGAACGACUUCAGCCGUCAGAUGGAGUACAUCAUCACGCUGCUCGUUGUGCUCGACACCAAGGUCAAACACCUCGACGACCGCCAGGCCCAGUUCCACGCCUGGAUGAUGGCUCGCGAGCGCGAGCUGGAGGACCAACGGCGAGCGAAUGUAAAAAGAGAGGAAGAGUACCCAGGACGAACAUGA
Acanthamoeba castellanii str. Neff is the source of this 1152-nucleotide messenger RNA. RefSeq lists its product as uncharacterized. The record is from RefSeq and is a predicted model, not a curated record. Bases 1 to 1152 code for a protein of 383 amino acids. Lineage: Eukaryota; Discosea; Longamoebia; Acanthamoebidae. The transcript is spliced from 4 exons.